AACGUCGGACACUAUAUGACGACGUCGAUAACGAUGUUAAUGACGGUCUUUCAUGAACUUAAUUCUUUAGCUUUUGUCUCGUUAUUGUGGUAAAGUUAGCAGAGUUUCAUGGAAAAAGGUGGAACACGGGUAGUCGACAGCUAAAAACUUGUUGAGAGCUAAGUCUUGGCAGCGAAUAUCGUGUAGUGGUGACCGCUACAUUCAAAUCAGCUGUUUGUUUCAGCAGACUAGAAAAAGGCGGUAAAUUGCCACCCGGAAUCCCGUUGCAGUGAUGUCAUCGUCAUCAUCAACAUCAACCUGCGAUGAUAGACGACUACACAAACAGACCUUCAGCUAAGGAAAAACCAAAGUUGGACCCAACGAGUCAAUUACGAGACUCGUGUCGCCACAGCGCAGGGCUAAAUGUUAGAAAUUAACAUGUUCCAGAUAUCGUCAUAUCUGUAUUUUUAUUCGAAAAUCAUCACCAUCCUCGUCGUCGUCGUCCAAUUCAAGAUGGCAGCUCCCACAAAUGAGAAAUAGAACGCCUAAUGCCGGAGAGGACGCCGUAGCUUCACUAAUGAGAUUUUCAAGAUCGUUUACUUUUGAUUGACUUCGUUUCGAGACCACACGACAACGUCCUAAAAAAAGGCUAAAUGUUUUAUUAGGUUUUGAAUUGAAUAAGUUUGUUUUCUUCUUUUUCCAAGAUUAAGCAUUUUUGUUGCUAAAAGCAAAAUUAUAUAUUAAUAAAGUUACUAAAUUUACUUGGCGUACGAAAUAUAUGAUAUUUGUGCAAAAGCUUAUUUUUUUGCGACCUUUUUCAAAAAUAACAGAUAUGUGAAUACAUGGCAGUCUUUCUGGUUAAGCAGACAGACCGCUAAAAAACUGCCAGGCCCUCUCCAAUUGCUUUGAAUAUAAAUAUUGUUGAGAAAGCUGAUAGGCCAAAAUAAGCUGCCCUUACAAGUAACGAAACUCCCUUGCACGUUACCGCGCACUUUCUAACUGACUCGAUCGGAUAAAAGUUGUUUUAGUUUAGUUAAUAGAUAUUUACUAAUAACCAACAAGGAUACAAUUGUAUCUCUACCAAUGUAGUUGUAUUUGCAUCAGUCUAAACAUUAAGGCAUAUGGCUAGGUUAUGAAGGAAGUCAAUAAAUGACAUAGCAUAUCUGUCACUGACAUCGUCCUCCAUUUCAAAAUGGCGCCCCUCAUCGGAGUAAAUAGAACGUAUGGUGAAAGACGGAGUUCGCGCCAAGUUAGCAGGCUGCGCAUCAACCAACAACACAGUUUGAAGUUGUAUGUAGGACCCUCGUGGCCGGCAGCCUCUCCGCACGAAAAACAUCCGACGAGGAAUAAAGCUAACGACUGAAAGUGACUUUGUACCUUUAAAAGUCUUACACAUCUUACCUUUGAUUGCUUUAUCCCAUCUGCAAGACCGUUAUGAGAACGGCGAUCUUACAUGACCCGUUGUUCUGGUCAGGCGUCGGUACCGGAAUUAGUUGUUGUGUAGCAUUGGGUCUUAUUUUUGUUAAUCGGCGCACCUUCAGCCGCCUAAUACCCUUCAAAUCCUUUGGGAAGAUGAUCUUACAUUUCGAUGAGAAGACGUUUCCUCGAGAUACAAAAAUGGUUCUCGUUGUGCGAAUGGACUGUAACAUGGAAAGAGGAAAAAUCGCCGCUCAGUGUUCACACGCCGCUGUCCUGGCUUAUAAAGAGAGCACAAAGAUCCAGCCGGAAAUGUUGCAAAGAUGGGAUCUUACCGGGCAACCAAAGGUCGUUGUGAAAGUAAAUUCUGAAGAAGAGAUGCUACAAAUUUACCAAAAGGCUAAGCGUUUAGGUCUUGUCACAUCAAUGGUACGGGACGCAGGCCGAACACAAGUUGUCCCUGGGACGAGAACUGUUGUGUGUAUAGGACCUGGCUUCAAAGAUACCGUCGAUCAGUGCACUAGCCAUCUAAAACUACUUUAAAAAAUAUCUAAGGGAAAAACAAUCGUUUACCAUUAACCACGCUCGCUAAAAACCAACUGAGUGUUAUGUUUGUUGGUACGCAGCUGAUCUCAUUUUCAUUAAAUAGCUUGCAAUAAAUACACUUGUACUUACUAAAUCAUCGGUGCUCCAUGUUCAUAUAAAUAGACAUUACAACUCAUUAAUAUUAUUUCGGAUUUGUCCAAGCGGCGCUACCAAGAGAAGAAAAUGAGAAAAGUGACAUAAUACGAAAAAUAAUACUUAUAAUGAAAAUAAAAUAUCUACAAGUGAAAAUCAAUUGAUCGAAAAUUGAUCGUUUUUUAUUUGUCUGAACAAUAUUUAAUGCCAAACGCGUAGGUUGCUGAGUAAGAAAAUGAUCGAUGUAUGUUAAUAUCAGUAUGUCAAGUACUUGUACUAAUAAUAAUGCUAAUAAAUAAAGAGUCACUUUUU
Molecule: messenger RNA, 2385 nt
Organism: Varroa destructor (honeybee mite)
Lineage: Eukaryota; Metazoa; Arthropoda; Arachnida; Mesostigmata; Varroidae
Product: peptidyl-tRNA hydrolase 2, mitochondrial-like
Cellular component (GO): cytosol
Molecular function (GO): peptidyl-tRNA hydrolase activity
Source: RefSeq, a predicted model, not a curated record